This is a messenger RNA of Pseudoliparis swirei, 1930 nucleotides long. RefSeq names its product interleukin-1 beta-like. NCBI's taxonomy places the organism in Eukaryota, Metazoa, Chordata, Actinopteri, Perciformes, Liparidae. The transcript is spliced from 4 exons. Gene Ontology annotation, molecular function: cytokine activity; interleukin-1 receptor binding. Bases 736 to 1488 code for a protein of 250 amino acids. The record is from RefSeq and is a predicted model, not a curated record. Gene Ontology annotation, biological process: cellular response to lipopolysaccharide; regulation of non-canonical NF-kappaB signal transduction; positive regulation of gene expression.
UUCAUCACCGGCUCACAGUGGCAGCGGAACAGCCCACUUCCUGUGGAGGGGGAUUCCCCCCACACGGGUGAGCCUAUAAAGGCCUGCAGGUCAGCACAGGAGGCAGAGCAACAGGCAGAGCAACAGGCAGAGCAACAGGCAGAGCAACAGGCAGAGCAACACACUUCAGACUUCAACAGGUACUUUGACUUGUAUUCUCUUUUUUGAAGCAGAUUUUAAACACUGAGUUUUUUCUUUAACACGCGGUGUCAUAAAUAAACUAUAAACUAUAGAGGGUUUAUGAUGUUUCUGGACAUUUAUUGAGUUAUUUAUCUCUGCAGCAGCUUUUAGAGCUGUGAGUAAAAUGAGGGACACUUUAUUGUAAAUAAAGAUAAAAGUGAAAUAAAUUGGGGAAAAGAUAGUUUUAGACUCUUAUGUCUGACUUACUAUAAUACAGAUGUAACGUUUAUUUUAUAGUUCUUAAUUUAUAAUGUACAUGUUGUCUAAAUGUUCUUUGUUGUUAGCUUUUUUGCACUUUAUGACAUUAUGACUUUAUUAUCAUUACAAUCCCUUCAUGUACUUUCAGAUCUCCUGUAUAUUUGUACAAAUGGAAGACAUUAAAGAUGAUUUAAGACUUUGACUUUUGAAAAUCCAGCUGUCAUGUCCCUAAAUAUGUGUGUUUAAUUGACUCUGUAAAUAUAAAUCUCUCUCUUGCAGCUUUUUCCUCACUUGAGAUAAAAACAUAUUUAUAAAAAAAUGGAAUCUGAGACGAGGUGCAAGGUGAGCGGCGCGUGGAGCCCCACUAUGCCCGAGGGCUUGGCCUUCGAGGUGUCCCAUCACCCACUGACCAUGAAGCAGGUGGUCAACCUCAUCGUGACCAUGGAGAGGUUCAAGGGCCACGAGGCCCCUGUGAGCACCGAGUUCAGAGACGAGGACCUGCUCAACAUGAUGCUGGACAGCUUCAUGGAAGAGGAGAUAGUGUGUGAGCUCGGCUCGGCUCCACAACCUCAGAUCAGCUGGACGGGCGAGGAGCUGUGCAGCAUGACCGACGGCGAGAAGCGGAGCGUCGUGCGCGUCGGGGACAGCGUGGCGCUGCACGCCGUGAUGCUGCAGGGCGGCACCCACCUCAGGAAAGUGAUCCUCAACAUGUCGACGUACCUGCACCCGGCGCCCGGCGCCGAGGGCCGGACGGUGGCUCUGGCCAUCAAGGACACAAACCUCUACCUGUCUUGCUGCAAGGAUGGAGACACGCCGACUCUGCACCUGGAGGCCGUGGAGGACAAAAGCACGUUGAGCGGAUGGGGCACGAGCAUCGGCCUGGACAGCAACAUGUUGCGGUUCCUCUUCUACAGACAGGACACCGGCGUGAACAUCAGCACCCUGAUGUCCGUGGCCUACCAGAACUGGUACGUCAGCACGCAGCCGGGCAACAACAAGCCGCUGACCAUGUGCCUGCAGUCCACCAGCCACGCACAAAUAUUCAACAUCCGAGAGGAGGUCGAAUAUUAGAGUUAACAUUUUUAAAAAAGAUGCAAAGAUUACCCAGAGGUGGGAUGUGGAUCUGCAUCAUGGGGUCAAGUUUGACCCUCUGAGGAAUCACAUUUAUUGGGUGUAUACUGCACUUUUUUUAUUUAUUAUUCAAGAAAGCAACAAAGACACUACGUCUGGUAACAAGUUGCGCGUAUUUGAGGAGCUUCUAUUCACUGGUUGUACCGAGUAGAGACAGUGAAAUGCUCUAUGUAGUGACGUAAUGUCAAGUUUCACCAGUAGAGGGCACUGUUGUGCUUUGUCUGGCGGACACCCUGUGUAUUCAACGUUUUACUAAUAAUGUACAUAUUUAUUUGUUGUAUUCAACGUUUCACUAAUAAUUUAUAUAUUUAUUUGGACAUCUGUGUAUUAACAAUUAUUUAAAUGAUGUGCAGCAAAAUGUUUAAUAAAGCCUUGUAACUUA